UGAGGCUUCUGCAAUAUCCAUACUCUUAAUUCGGAGCAAUGGCACCAAAAUCUGAUCUUUCUCUUUUCAAAGUCACUCCCCUCCUCCUCCUCGCCCUAUUUUCUUUCCUCUCUAAUGCAACGGCAAACUCAUCUCCGCUUGAGUUCCUUGAGCAUCUUAAGGGUUGUCAAAAAGGUGACAAGGUCAAGGGCAUCAAUGACCUCAAGAAGUACCUUCACAACUUCGGUUACUUGAACUACAAGAACCACAUUCAUUCUGAUGACGAUGAUUUCGACGAGCUCUUGGAGGAAGCCGUCAAGACUUACCAGCUCAAUUUCCACCUCAAGUCCACCGGAACGGUGGACGACAAAACCAUAUUACAGAUGAUGAUGCCUCGUUGUGGUGUGCCCGAUAUCGUCAAUGGCACCACAUCCAUGCGAUCAGCCAAGAUAAAGCACCAGCACGGUUCAAUUCAUACCACUGUUCACUACUCAUUUCCUAAUGGAAAACCAAAAUGGCCUUCCUCUAAAUACCAUCUGACAUACGCUUUCUUCCCCGGCACCCCAUCCCAAGCCACGGGUGCUAUAGCACAGGCUUUCGCAACAUGGGCUAGAAGCACUCCCUUCAAGUUCAGUCAGGCCCAAAAUUACCAGAAUGCAGAUGUCAAGAUUAGUUUUCACCGAGGUAAUCAUGGAGACGGGCGUAAUUUUGAUGGGCCUGGCGGAGUGCUGGCCCAUGCUUUUUACCCUACGGAUGGAAGAUUCCACUUCGACGCAGCUGAAAAUUGGUCCGCGGGUGCUAAACCAGGUGCCUAUGACUUGGAGAGUGUUGCUUUGCACGAAAUAGGGCACCUUCUGGGACUUGGACAUAGCUCAGUGAAGGGAGCUGUCAUGGCAGCAACCAUCUCCCCGGGAGUCACUCUUAAAAGUUUGAACGAGGACGAUAUUCAAGGAAUUAAAGCUUUAUACAACGUUUGAGGAGUAGUGCUCGAUCAAAUAAUUUAAAGCAUUGUUAAUUGUAUGCCUUUUACUGGUUAUGUUCCCCCAAAGGCAACUUUUAGUUUUUCUUAUUAACAAAUAAUGCACCUGUAUGCUGUGUACAACAGUGGAUGAAUAAAAGUACCAUCUUCUGUUGCCAAA
Molecule: messenger RNA, 1118 nt
Organism: Rosa rugosa (rugosa rose)
Lineage: Eukaryota; Viridiplantae; Streptophyta; Magnoliopsida; Rosales; Rosaceae
Product: metalloendoproteinase 3-MMP-like
Exons: 2
Coding region: 39-956 (305 amino acids)
Biological process (GO): collagen catabolic process; proteolysis; extracellular matrix organization
Cellular component (GO): extracellular matrix
Molecular function (GO): metalloendopeptidase activity; zinc ion binding
Source: RefSeq, a predicted model, not a curated record